AGGACACUUGAAACUGUAUCAGAGCUUACUUACUGACCCGUGUGCUUGAAAUCUGUCUUGAGUGAAAUGCCUUUGAAUCCCUCGGCCGGUUCCUUCAACCCCAAUGCGUUCGUGUUUGUUCCGGGUCAAGUGGCUCCAUCCGCCGCAACCGAGAAGCCUGCAGAAGAGGCUUCUGAAUCUUGGGAAGAGGAAGCAAAUGUUGAUGUCAAAACUGCUGCUCCAGAGGCCCCAGAGCCACCUAAAGAGAAGACAGAUCCAGUCGACAGUGCUACUAAGUCAACGUCUGAAUUGAAGAUCAACGACGAAGAAUUGAAGGCUGAGCUUGCCAAGAUGAAAGCUGAGGGUCUCCUGGAAGAGGAUGAGGAGGAAGAGAUCAUUGAAGGGAAAACGCAAGAAAGACCGCAUGUCCAAGGCAAAACUCUGAAACGCCAUUUGAACAUUGUCUUUGUGGGACACGUCGACGCUGGCAAGUCGACCAUCAGUGGCCAUAUCAUGUAUCUUUCCGGACAAGUUGAUGAGCGAACAAUGGAAAAGUAUGAAAGGGAAGCCAAGGCCAAACACAGAGAGAGCUGGAAAUUUGCGUGGUGUAUGGACACAACUGAUGAGGAGCGUGCAAAAGGAAAGACUCAAGAGUGUGGCAGAGGAGCGUUUGAAACUGAAGCGAAGAAUUACACAAUCCUCGAUGCGCCUGGUCACAAGAACUUCGUUCCUCACAUGAUCGGAGGUGCAGCUCAAGCGGAUGUUGCUGUUCUCGUGAUCUCUGUCAGAAAAGGAGAGUUCGAAGCAGGUUUUGACCGUGGUGGCCAAUCUCGUGAGCAUGCUGUGCUUGCCAAGACUGCUGGAGUCAAAACCUUGAUUGUCGCCAUUAACAAGAUGGACGAUCCUUCGGUCUGUCUGGAGGGCGGAAUUUGGGAUGAAGCUCGAUACAAGGAAGUUUGUGACAUCUUGGAGCCUUUCCUGAAGCAGACUGGUUUCAACACCAAAACCGAUGUCUUCUUCAUGCCCGUCUCUGGAUUCACGGGUGCCAACUUGAAGACCAGAGUUGACACUAAGAUUUGCCCCUGGUACAACGGGCCUUCGCUCCUCGAAUUUCUGGACCAGCUCCAACCGGCUCAGAGAUUCUUUGACUUGCCUCUUAGAUUUCCCAUCGCAGAUAAGUACAAGGAGAUGGGAACUUGUGUGAUGGGCAAACUGGAAGCCGGAACCAUCCGCAAGGGUGAGAACCUCGUUGUUCUUCCUAACAAGACGAGUGUGAGUGUAGAAGAGAUUUUCGUUGACCACAAGGAUGGCUCGAUCGAGCUCAGUGAAGCUUUGCCUGGCGAUAACAUCAAGAUGAAGCUCAAGGGAGUUGAAGAAGAAUCUCUCCGUCUUGGGUUUGUGAUUUGCCGUCCGGAGAACAUGUGCCGUCCUUGCCGUUGGUUCGAUGCUACCGUCCAGAUCCUUGACUACCCCACCAUUAUCUGCGCAGGAUACUCUUGCGUUCUUCACAUCCAUUCUGCGAUCGAAGAAUGCACUUUCUACAAGUUGAUUGGGAUCUUGGACAAGAAGACCCGCCAGAUCAAGCAGAAGGAUCCCAAGUUCUGCAAGCAAGGAGACUCGGUUAUUGUUCGAGUCAAGAUGCAUCGUAGCGUCUGUGUUGAGCGAUACAAGGACUUUUCGCAGAUGGGAAGGUUUAUGCUUCGCGACCAAGGCAACACGAUCGGAGUCGGCAUCAUCAACGACCUUAAGUUCCCAGAAGACAAGAAGAAGGAGACCCAAGGCUAAGCUAGACGCUCUCGCUGCUCUCUAAGUGUAUCUGAGUCACGGCUGGAUCUGACAUCAUCGUUUGGAGCCUAGCGGAGAUGAAGGACCAAGAUCACUCAUUCGCAGGUUGCUGAACAAGUGCUAGUCAGAUUGCAGAAAAUAUCGACCCAUUUUAUCCACGCUGAGCUAUCGUUGUUUCAGUUGUGUAUCGGUACUUGUGUGAUGCUGUUACUUUUGAGAUUAAAGGCCAACAGCAAAUAGUAUCAGGC
Molecule: messenger RNA, 2012 nt
Organism: Guillardia theta CCMP2712
Lineage: Eukaryota; Cryptophyceae; Pyrenomonadales; Geminigeraceae
Product: polypeptide release factor 3
Exons: 6
Coding region: 67-1764 (565 amino acids)
Biological process (GO): translation
Cellular component (GO): translation release factor complex
Molecular function (GO): GTP binding; GTPase activity; translation release factor activity
Source: RefSeq, a predicted model, not a curated record